AUGCGCUUCACCCAGCUCGCGCUCCUUUCACUCGCCGCCGCCGCGUCCGUCGCGGCGCAGAGCGCCAGCAGCAGCUCGAGCAGCACGGCCAACAGCACCGCCACCUCCACCUCGAGCGGCAACAGCAGCAGCAGCACCACCGCCACGUCGUCCUCGUCGACCGUCUUCACGCUCGUCCCGACAGACUUCACCUUCAGCAGCAUCGCGACAACUACAACAGGCAGCACAUCCAACAGCAGCAGCACGACGAGCAGCAGCGUCACGCCCAUCACGCUCUCGACGAACCCGAUCGUCACCACGCGGCCAACGUCUGCGCCGAGCGACGGCGCCGCACGCCGCGCCGGAGCAGCGGGCGCGGCCGGACUCGGCGUGGCCGUGCUGCUGGGCCUUGGCCUGCUGUGA
Molecule: messenger RNA, 402 nt
Organism: Tilletiopsis washingtonensis
Lineage: Eukaryota; Fungi; Basidiomycota; Exobasidiomycetes; Entylomatales
Exons: 3
Coding region: 1-402 (133 amino acids)
Source: RefSeq, a predicted model, not a curated record